AUGGAGUUCAUAAACUUAUGGACAAUUGAAUUAAUUAGUGUUGACGAGAUGUUAAUGUACUACUAUCAUAAGGAUAUAAGAGGAAGAGUCGCUGGUGUUGGUGUAUAUUGGAGUUUGAUUAUGUACCCCAGUCUGCGUUCAACUCAUGACAACUUACAAGCCAUCAUCAUGAAAAAUAUUAGCUAUUACUGGGUUCACUCUAGGCUAGAAAGUAUUGUAUGA
Messenger RNA from Hansenula anomala, 222 nucleotides. RefSeq lists its product as uncharacterized. The transcript has a single exon. Lineage: Eukaryota; Fungi; Ascomycota; Saccharomycetes; Phaffomycetales; Wickerhamomycetaceae. Bases 1 to 222 code for a protein of 73 amino acids. The record is from RefSeq and is a predicted model, not a curated record.